This is a messenger RNA of Maniola jurtina (meadow brown), 11182 nucleotides long. It is a transcript of the gene Enoph, whose product is annotated as claspin-like. The transcript is spliced from 21 exons. The record is from RefSeq and is a predicted model, not a curated record. NCBI's taxonomy places the organism in Eukaryota, Metazoa, Arthropoda, Insecta, Lepidoptera, Nymphalidae. The coding region runs from base 229 to 7185 and encodes 2318 amino acids. Gene Ontology annotation, molecular function: magnesium ion binding; acireductone synthase activity.
UGACAGACAAAUGUGACAAAUUAAAUAAUUAAAUAAAAGGCGCCAAAUGUAUUAUUUGGUUAAGUAUUUACCAAAAAAUUAAACAAUACUGUUAAAUAUUAUCAUUCAAGUAAAGUAAAUGUUGACUUUAACAUGUUCAGUUAUAAUUAUUAAUUAAAAGGGUAAAAGUAUGAACAAGAACUUCUUUGAUAUUCCUUCGUUUGGUAAAUUCAACUAAAACUUUUUACCAUGUCUGCAAAUUAUGAGAUUUUGAUGCUUUCAUCGCAAUCACAAGCUCGUGAGAGUUUUGAAGAUGUUCAAGAAGAAACAGAAGAAGGCCAAGGCUCUAAAAACCUCAAUAGUAGCGAUGAUGAAGCGGGGCUGGUUUCAUGUAAAAGAAAACGAACUAUGAAUUUUUCUGACAGUGAAAGCGAUUUGGAGAAAGAAAUUAAUAAUGUAGAACAUAACAUCAUAUCACCGAGUAAAUCUGAAGAUAUUGUUCAAGACAGAAGCAGGCCACUCAACAGUAAAUCUAAGAAAUCUAGGAUAAAACACAUUGAUACUUCUGAAAGUGAAAAUAGUUCUUUGGAAGAUAAAGGCAUACAGAAAAAGUCUAUCAGAGCUGAAGACAAACUGAAGAAGCUCAAAGACAAGUUCAAAGGUUUGAUUUCUCACCAUACAAAGGGUUCACAAGAAGUAGAUACACAUUCCAUCGAAAAAUUACCCAAGACUGAUGAGAAUAGUGAAAACUCUGAUGAAGAGGUGUCUUGCUUGAAAAUAAAACAGAAAAUAAAAAAGUCAGCCUAUUCAAUGAAUUCCAUAUGUGACCCAGAUACCUCAGAUGAGGAAAGCAACCCUAGACCAAUGCAUAAACAAAGAUCCAAACAGCACAAACCUAGAAGUACAAAGCCUACAUCACCAAAGCCAAUGAGAAUGUCAGCAAAACAAGCAAUGGAAAACAUGCACAAAAUAAAGAGUGAAUCCAAUCGGAUGCUACGAGAGAAACAAGUCUCUUUACCAUAUCACAGACCAAAGGCUUUGUCACUCAAAGAUAUCAUGAGCAAAAGGAAGCCUGCAGUCACAUCUGAUGGAAAGGCACUCCCUAUUAAAAUGAACAAUGAACAGCUUAAACAAUAUGUAUUAUUGUUAGAGCAAAGACAAAAAGAAGUGAUAGAGUUAUGUAAAAGUGACACUGAAGAAGAAGAAGAAGAAGAUUGUCCAGAAGAUGAAGCAAGUGUUAAAAAUGACAUCUCUACAACCAAUGUUGUAAAAGAACCAAUUUUAGAACAUACAAAUGUAGGACACGUUGCUAAAGGGGAUGUUAGUAUUUCCAAUGAAAUAAGCUGUAUUGAAACUGAUGUCCAAGAAAAUAUUAAGACUGUAAAUAUUGAUGUUGAAAAACAAGCUUCCAAAGAGACAGAAUCUUCAAAUAUGGAUGUUGUUGAAGAAUAUACCGAAACUGACAUUAAGGAUAGUUCAAGAAGUGAGAAAGAACCGAGAAGUAGCAUAAUAGAGGCAGAAACUAUAAAUGAGCCUCCAAAUAUGGAUAUAGAUAAAAAAUAUAAUGAGACUGAAGUUAAGAAUACUUCAGGAAGUGAGAAGGAACAAGGAAGUGUCAUAAUUGAGACAGAAACUGUAAAUGAGCCUCCAAAUAUGGAUAUGGAUGAACAUACUGAGACUGAAGUUAGGAAUAGUGCUGGAAGUGAGAUAGAACAGGAAAGUGUCAUGGAAACAAAAACUGUAAAUGAACCUCCCAAUGUGGAUGUUGUUAAAGAACUUACCGAAACUGACGUUAAGAAUAGUUCAAUAAGUGAGAAAGACCUGCAAAGUGCUAUUACACCACUAGAAUUAUCUGAGAAUCAACCAGUUAAGGUACCUGGACGAAAUACAGAACAAGACAGCCAAAAUAUGGAAUUGCAUUAUGAUUCCGAAAAAGCAGGAUUAAUUCAAGAGAGUGAACAAACUAAAGACUAUAUUUCAGAAGUUCCUUCCACUAGAAAAGAGAAAGAACGAAUUGAAUCUCCGCAAAAUGACAAUGAUGAAUUUUUAGACAGUGAUUUUAAUUAUGAUGAAAUCGAUAAACUGAUUGAAAAUGCGAAAAUUCCAAAUGAUGGUGUACAAAAAUUAUCUGCCCCAAAACUGAUGGGAGCUCCUGGUAUGGUUAUUGAUUUAGACUCUACUGAUCCACUGGCCCCAAAACAGCUAACUGGUGUAGACCUCUUAAAAGAGAGAUAUACAUAUUUUGCCAAACUAAAGUCAUUAGAAGACAUGGAAAAGGACAGAGAGAAAAAAUUCAAACCAGGCGUUCAGCAUCUCAAACUGAAACAAGAAUUAGAGGAACAAAUAGCGGAACAGCGAUCAAUGGAAUGGGAAAAACGUCUUGAAGAAGAGAAACGUCUUAAAUCUGAAAUUAAUGACCAUGUAUCAGAUGACGAUAUAGAAAAGCUUGAAGCUAAGUUAGAAGAGAACAACGAAAAAGUGGAUGGUGAGGAAGUUGAUAAUGAAAUGUUUGAAGGCGAAGAAGAGCCCAUAGAAGAUGAUAUAAUAUUGGAAGAUAAACCAAAAAAACGAAACCCGAUGGUUGAUGAUGAAGCCGAGGAAUCCGAAUGUGAUGAUGAAAUUCCUGGUGACGAUAAUGAACAAGAUGUUGAAAUGAACAACGGUGAAGCAGAUGAUGGUGAUGAAGCGGAUUUAGAAGAUGGUGACGACGAUGAUGAAACUAGUGACAGUUCUUCGGAAUCUGAAGAGGAAUGUGAAAGUAAACCUAGAAAAGGCAGAAUAUUGAAGGCCUUUGAAGACUCCGAUGACGAAUCUGCUGUUGUUGAUAAUCAACUUAAAAAUAAAGAAGUAAGCUGUGAAAUGACGGAAAAUGUAGUUAAUGAAGUCGCUUCUAAGAAAAUCCAGGACACUGAAACUAUUAAAGAUAGUCAAGACGAUGAACUGCAGUUAGCUCAAGGAAACAAAUCUUCCGAAGAUUUGUUCAGCACCCAAGAAUCUGACAAACCAAAUCUAGUGGUAGCUGCUUUAACUAAAACUAGUGAAGAUAAUGCAAGCACUGACUUGGGCACUCAGACCUUUUCAAUUUUGGAUUCAUUGGGAGCUAAUCAAACAUUGGAUCUUAACUCACAGAAUAAAACAGCUGUUUGUAGAACACAGACCAUAGGCGAUGACUUGAACUUAUUAGUCAAAAUGUGUCCCGGUAUAUCUGACAAUCUUAUGACAACUCAAAACGCACCGCCACAAUUUUCACAAACCCAGGAAAUCGGAGAUGACGUUGUAGCAUUAUGCACUGGAAAAUUUUACGAUAACCCAUUCUUAUCGCUAGAUAAACCAACAACGUUUAGUUCUCCAGUAAAACUUCUAGAAACUUCCCAAUCACAAGAAUUUGGUGACGAUGUUGCAGCACUUUGUACAGGAAAAUUCUAUGAUAAUCCUUUCGUAUCACAAUAUGGUGAUCAUAGUGAUAUCAACAAAUCGGAAACUUUAAAGACAACUCAAAAACUAAAAGAAGAUAAAGAUUUAGUAAAUCCAAACAAUGAAAAAGAACAAAAAUUAAAUUGUAAAAAUGUUGAGAAAACUAUUUUAAAUUCAAUACUUGAAGAGCUAGAUGGACCAGAUUUUGAAGAACCUAAAAAUAAGUAUUUUGCAAGUGAUACUCCAUCAGAUAAAAUUGAUGUAGGUUACAGUCAGGUAAAGAAGAAAUUGGUGAUUGAUUCCGAUGAUGAAACGAAUGAUGGUGCUUCUCAGAAGAAAAAUAAGAAGCAAAAGAAAAGGAAAGCGGAAGAGAGGGCAUUGCAGAUAUCAGAUGAUGAAGAAGAAGAAAUACUAGAUGAAGAACAGAGUGAUAUUGAGUCUGAUAUCAAUGAAGAGGAAGAAAGGAUUGUAGAAUAUGAUUCAGAGGAAAAUGAGGUGGAAGUGCAACAAAAAACGUUAAAGAAGAAGCGUGUAGGUGCAUUCUUCGAGAAUGAAGCCGAACUAACUUCGGAAGACGAGUGGGUGGGCUCCGGAGACGAAGAUGAGAGGGGACUGGAUAGGAUGGAGCGCGAGGAGGGCGAUGAUGAGACCUUCCACCAGGGAAAAUUGCAGAGGGAGCUUGGACAGAUUCAUAUGCGAGAGGUACUCGACCAGGAUAAGCGCGAAGUGCGAAUGAUACAAGAACUGUUGUUUGAGGAUGGUGACCUUGGUGACGGGCAUCGGCAACGGAAGUUCAGAUGGAGAAACGCAGAUGGAGAAGAGGAAACAGGCACAAAUCCAGAUGAAUUUUUGGAUACGCAAGAAGAAGAAUUUGAGUCCGAGGAACAGUGGAGAAAGCAGAGGCACGAAAGGGAAAUGUUUUUAAAGAAAUUGCAAGACAAAGAUGAAGAAAUAUUAGACAUAAAUAUUAAUAGUACGGCAAUUGUCAAAGCAAAUCUUUGCUCUAGAAGUAUGUCGAUGUUGCUCUCUAAAAGUAAAGGUGAUACGACUGAAAAAGAUGGCAUUGUAGUUGCAGAGAAGAAACCUGCUAAAGAUAUACCCAGUCCGAAAAAGGCUUUCACGAUAUUUCAGCAAAACUACCACGGUUCAUUACUGACCCGCGGUCGCGGUGCUCUCGCUCGACUGGCCGCGCUAGCUACCCCACUGGCAACAGACAAUGACGACGCACCGAAAGUCGUCACCUCGAUCAAUAGACGCAACUUCGUCUUCACUGCAUUGUCGCAGGAGGAAAAGCCAAAGAUAACCAAACGCAAGGCAGAUACAAAUGCGAAUACUCCGAAACAAGUGAAGAAAAUGAAGACUGAAGAGCCUAAUGAUAAGCUGUUCCCUUAUGCAGAGGAGAACGUGAAACAGUUCCUAGAGAGCCAGUGGGAGAGCGCUGAUGUGAAGGAGGUAGUCACGGCGCUGCGAAAGCUGUCGCUGGAAGACCAGGAGAAAAGUGUUGAGGGGCACGUUGCUAUUCCUGGAGAGGAUGCUUCAAAAGAGGAUCAGAUUGAGGGUCUAGUCAAUAAUGUGAAGUGGCAGAUGUCAGCGGACCGCAAGGCGGGUCCGCUCAAGCAGUUGCAGGGACUGAUUUGGAAGCAAGGCUAUGACAAGGGCGAUAUUAAAGGACAUGUCUACGAUGAUGUUUCCGCGGCACUUGAACAAUGGCAAUCCAUCGAUGGACAGAAGGUCUACAUCUACUCAUCUGGUUCAGUCCAAGCCCAAAAGCUCCUGUUCGGUCAGUCCCUGGCUGGUGACCUGUUGAAAUACAUUGAGGGCCACUUUGAUACUGCUGUUGGCGCUAAACAAGAGGCCACCAGCUACUCUGCCAUUGUUGAGAAGAUUGGCUGCAAGGCUGACGAUGUUCUGUUCCUGACUGACAUAGUCAAAGAGGCUGAAGCAGCCCGAACCGCUGGCUUACACGUUGCGCUAGUAAGCCGAGAGGGCAACGCACCGCUACCCUCUGAAGCCACGGAAAGCUUCAAUGUGAUCCACUCAUUGGGCCAACUCGCCUCCAACAAGCGCAAGAAGGACCCACAGGAAGAGCAACCUGCUAAAGUUCCUAAGACUGAUACUAGUAACAACGUUAAGACUACAAUAGAGACAGAAACAACCAAACCAGAAACCCCAGUAGAAAAGAAAGAAAGCGAAACAGAAAAAAUGGAGAUUGAGGAAGAGCCACCUGUGAAACAAAUUACAGAUGAGACUAAAAAACAAAUUGAUGAUGAGAAAACGAUCCAAGAAAUCCCAGAAGUGGUCGUUGAAGAAGUUACAGAUAUAAAGGAUGACAUUCCUGUCAUUGAUGUUGAACCCGUUAUUAUAGAAUGCGAUGAAAGUAAGGCUGAUAAAAUAGAGACUGAAAAAAUGGAAACUGAAAUCACUGAAAAGGUGGAAGAAACCAAGCUCCACCCAGAAACCAAUCCUGAUGAAAAAAUUGAAAGUGAGAAGUUAGAAACAGAGAAAUCUCAAACUGAGACGUCAGUACCUGAAAAACUAGAGUCAAAGGUGAUCUCAGACAGUGACAAAAAGACUGAAAUUCCAGAAAGAUCCACUGUGCCAAAAGAAAAACUAGAAAUUAAGGAACAAGCGACAAUUGCUGAAGAAACGCCACAGACUAUCAUUACUGAAAUUGAAGAGGUCACUGACAGUGAAAAUCUUGUAGAGAUGGCAGAAAUUAUUGAAGACGUCGAGCCGGUUGUAGAGGAACCUAAUGGAGCCGAGGAUUUGGAGUUACAGAACGUUGGCGAUGUCUUAGAGAAAGAGUGUGAUGAGAUUUUAUCGAAAGUGCAGGAUGUAACGAAUUUGGAUAAUAUCCCAUUAAAAUCGACAUUGAAACCAAUUGCUGAAGAGACUAUGGAAACAGAUAAUUUAGAUUCUAAUGAUAUCAUGGAAAGGAUAUUAGACUCCGAAAUGGAACUUGAAAAGAAACAGUCUGAAAAUGCUUUGAAAGUCACUGAAUCUGUAGAAGAUGCACAAACAGACAAUGCUACUGAAAAUGCAGAUAGAGUUGCCGAAAAUACAGAUAAAGAAGCAGUUAAUACAGAUAAAGUUGUUGAAAAUACAGAUAAUAAAGCCGAAAAUACAGAAAAAGUAGCAGAAAACACAGACAAAUUAGUUGAGAAAACAGAAAAAGGUGCAGAGAAUACAGAUAAACCAGAAGAAGGAAUAACUGAUGUUGUAGAAGAAAAUAGAAAGGGUGAUAAUGAUGAAUCUAGCAUCACAAAAAUUAAUAGUGUUUCAGGGGCCAAAGAAACUGAAAGUAAGAUAGAAGAAGAAAUUCCUCCCGAAGUACCCACAAAAGAAAGUAGUCCACAAGAGGAAAAAUCUAAACCAGAAACAGUAAGCAACACGGAAGAAACAAAGAAAUCUGAAGAGAGUAUUGAAACUCCAUCAGAACAAAAACCCGAAGAAAAUACACUAACCACUAAAAAGGAAAAUGAUAACGUUACUGAAGCACAAAAACCUACAGAAAGUGCCACUGGGGAAUCACAAGUGAACGGCGAUACGACAAACGGUCAAAAAGAAACAGUUAAUCUGAAUGGUGACGUCAGCAAAGAUGAAGAGUUAAGUUCACGAUUAUCAGUCGAGAAUGGUAACGGUAAAGAAAUUAAUGGUUCAAACGGCGACUCCUUGGAUGCUGAAAAUGGAACAGACAAAAAGGUGGAAGCGGAUGUUUCUGACAUCAAAGUUAAGACCGUCACAUCAGACGAGCCACACCCUGAGCCUAUAGAGCAGCCUACUGAAGCAUAAAAUAUCUUGUGUGGGACGGGAUGUUAAUCCGGGCGUCGAGUUGUUGGCUAAGACUGAGGCUGCUUCCACGCUAACAUCAUCUAGGUUUAUAUGUAUUGAACUUUCUAUACCGCGCGGUGACGAUUUGUACAUUGCCCAUAUUAAGCAAUACCAAAUGAUUUUGUAUGAUACCAUUCUUAAAGGGUUUUAAUGUUGGCUGAUCCGAUAAUAAGGUCUUCAGAUUAUGUCAACUCCACUCUGACUCGACUCACAGUAAAGCAAGGAAAUGUAUGCUUUAUAUCCUGUUAUUUACGGUGCUUUUACAAAUUUCAAACUAGUAAUUGUCUUGAACUGUGUCACUGCGGCGUACGAAACAGCAUAUUAUUCGGCUUCGUAGAGCAUUGUCUCUGUCACUCCUACCUAUGUAAAGUUUGUCGGUCUCAACAACAGAGACAACGCUCUACGAAUCCGCUAUCUCUUACUUAAGUCGAUGUACAAUAAUAAUAAUAUAUUGAAAUCGACAAAAAUGAGAUUGGACAGUGGAAAUGUUGCCAGUUUACAUUGAUAUUUAAAUGUGCAUUACAGAAAGGGUUCAAUAAAUGAUAAUAGUCCAGACAGUUAUCUGGUUUGGAACAAAAAUUUGAAAAGCAUGUAUAAUAGGUUUACCCUACCCGCGGAAAAAAGUUAGUAUAGCACUCUCUCUGUUAUGUAAUCCCAGAGUCAAAAAUCUCAGUGGGCGUUUACCAUUUAGAGUGGCCAACCAAUCACGAACAUGUUUUCAAAAAACAUUCGAAAUUCAAUUCAAAUUAGAAAACAUACUUUCAUUUGUGAUUGGUUGGUGACUCAAAAUAGUUAGCGCCCACUGAGAUUUUGGGUUCUAUCAUUUGUAUGGGAUUACAUAACAGAGAGCGCUAUACUAAUUUCAUUCCGCGGAUAGAGUACAGCGAGGCUUCACUUACAUUGCAAGCAUACAGGUACCAGCAGUAAAUAUUGUACAUUAUUAGAAAGAGAUUUCUGCUUCGUAGAGCGUCGUCUCUAUCACUCAUACCUAUGUGACGUUUGGUCGGUUGCAACGACAGAGACAAUGCUUUACGAAUCCGCCAUCUCUUUCUAAAGUUCGAUGUGCAAUAUUUGCUGCCGGGUCCUGCACAAAAUUGUUAAAGUUUGGAUAGUACCGGUUGCCAAUUCACAGUCGAUAUAUUGAGAUACGGAAUGGCCCCUACCAUUAUUGGAUUAGGUAGCAUAAAAACGCAAAUAUGGAUGUACACAUUAAUUUUUGACAAAAAUAUUUACUUAAUUCCAUAAAAUUAUAAAGAAACGUAGGAAAUAGAAAUAGAUUAUUUCAAAUAUCGUCAAAAUGAGUGUACUCCAUUUUUAGGGGAAAUGUAUGAUUUUUGUGGUGAUAUUAAGAGUGCGGUAUAUUUUCUACUUAGAAUGAGUGUAAGUUAAAUGAUUCAACUGUUGAAUAUAAAAUAUUUUCGCUUUUUAAGUAUACCUAUUCUAAUACUAUGUAAUAUGUAUGACAUUAGUGUAAGGUUUACUUUAUUUUUACGAAACUUAUUAAGCUUAAAUGUUUUGUAUUUUAGGUACGUUCACUUAAAAUAUAUUAUAAUAUUGUAAGUAGAAUAUAUAUCAAAGUAAUUAUAAAUUUUACUGAUUUGAGAAUUUUUAUAAUGCAAAAUUAUCACAUCGCACAAGUAAAUUAAUUUGAUUGUUGUAAUUGUAUGAACAUUCCUUUACAACUAACUGGUUAAAUUAAGAACAUUAGUUAGGUGCUUUUUAGACUAUACCUAAGGCUCACGCGUCGUUCCUGUUUUUGUAUGAACUUUUAUUGCAAUGAAUGCUUACAUAUUAUGCUUGAUCAACAUGAAUAUUUAAAAAAAAACAGUGCUCGCAAAUAAGUAUUCCGAUCUGAUUGCAACAUGGCGCUUUGUAUAGCUUAUAGACUAAGGCCGAGAUCUAUAGAAAGUACUUUUACUUUGCUCAGACUUAAGACUGUUAAAACGAGACAGCGUUAUAUCGCCGACAUAAAUGUAUCCCGUUUUAACCGAAACUUAAGUCUAAGUUAAGUCAAAGUACUCUAUAGAUCUUAGCCUAAGGAUUAAACACAAAAGCCCGGCUGAGAUCUGUUUUUGUACAAUGCGCGCAGUUAUUGGCCUCGUCUGAUUGGAGUACUUCGUUUUGCGCGCGCUAUUAUAAUAGAUGCUGAUAUUAAUAUUUUCAAUUGCGUAAUAUAAAUUAUUUCAAAUUUUUAAGAUUUACUUCUUGGUCUUAUAGAAACUACUAGGAGCUUUUUUGACCCUUUCUAAAAAAUGUAUAGACAUUUUUUAAUGAUGUUGUUGAUCAAGCAUAAUGUUAAGUGGAAAUAUCAAUAACCCGACAUUUUAAAGUAAGACUUAAAAUAAGAUUUUUAUAACGAAAGUGUUGUACUCCAUACGAAAAUCCUUGACGCGAGCUUAGGGGAUGGCAUUGUACAAUAUUUGUCACCGUUUGUCGUAUUUAGCUAAGGUAAGUUUAUUCCUAAGUAUUAACUGUAUUGUGAUCUUAAUUAUCGUACAUAUUACAAUAUUUUCGUAAUUUUUCUUAUACUGCCAAAUUACUUGCCCCCGCUCACUCUCCGUUGGUUCGCUGGACAUUGUGAUAUUGACAUGACAAGACUGGAAAAUAGGUUAUUGAUAAUAUCUGGGCUGUUAUAAAGGUUACAUUAUGCUAAUUUGAAAAUAUACUCAUUAUAUAGUAUUAUUACAUGGGCUCUUAGACCAUAUGUAAUCAAAACAAUACCUACUUAUAAUAUGUAUGAAUGACGUAAGUACAUAGACCUUUUAAAAACUAGAUUCUUGAGCAUGAGCAAAUAUAAAACUGUUGAAUAUAAAAAAAUAAUAUUGAAUUAUUAUUAUAUAUAGUAUUUAUAGUAUUAGUAUAUAUUAUUAUAUUUUGUAAAUCUGAAAAUGUAAUAGUGAUUUUUAAAAUGAAAAGGAAGCAAAUAAUGAUUAAUUUGGAACUUUAAUGUUUUAAUAGAUUUAAGCAAAUUAUAGUCAAUUAUUUAAAAUAUUUUAGAUUAUACGUUUCAACCAUUGUCAAACUUUGUAAAAUUUAAAAAUCGGUCAGGUGCGAAUCGAAUUCGCGCGAGGGGUUCUACCGUCGUACACUAUUUAUAGUAUAUUUUCAAAUUAGACAUUUCAGAACGACUGAAAACUAACAUUUUUACAGAUUGCCAUACAUUUGUGUUCAACGUAUGUCUAUAAAAAUAUUUUCUAAAAUGAAGUAUUUUAUACCGUUUUAGUAUUUUAUCGUAUGUAAUUUUUUUUUUUUUUUCAAGUCACCAAUUUCAGCCAUAAACAAGACUGAUCGUUUGUAUCAAAGAAUUUUUGGUAUGCUUUUUCUAUAUGAUAAUAAUACUAUGCUUAUGUGCUAAAAAUAAGGGUGCGUCGGAGUAAAAGUUAGGUAGUUUUUGAUCCAAAUAAUUUAAUUGCUAAUGAAUAACGAUGAUUGAUUUUUAAAAUGGCAAAGGUUGUAAAGCAUAUGCUCGCAACUUUUUUUUUAUACCAACUAGUCAUGGUGCCCCGAAUCUCGAAUUAGUAUGUUAUCCGUAACAUACUUAAAUUAGGUAAAAUAUGUGAUGAAUAUGGAUAUUUCGUAUUAUUUAAAUUAUAGUUUCUUUUACGUUCCUUUAGUAUUAAGAAUGAGAAUGUGUCGUCGAUUUGGCAAACCAACGUCGAGUGAGGGAACAAGUCACUUAUCUAGACUGAUUUUAACUCGUUUGUACUUUCAACUUCCAUUCAAUUUAACAUCCGAACCGGCAUUUUACAAACUAUUUUAAUUUUUGUUAUUUUUUUAUUUUAUAACGUGUCGAGAUUGAUACAUGAGAGAAGCUUAAGUAAUAAGUAAGUCUCCCUUUAGUUUCCUAGGAUACCAAUAACUGUAUAAAUAACAAGAUUUUGAAUUCGUCUGAAAUAUUGUAUUAAUUUUAAUUGUCUCAACUAAUGACGUUAAAAUAUAAUGGAUGUAGAAUUUUUAA